UCCAACACCAUUAAUUUUUUUGCCUUACAACCAAAAUCCUUUACACAAAACACACACACACACACUCAUUUGCAGUUCAUCAAUAACUGGAAUUCAAUUUUCAUCUCACUCAAAAUCUGUAAUCCUCAAUAUUUUUCUUACAUAAAAUGGCCUCCUUAAUCCAUUUAAAUAAUCUUCAUACACACCUUCCAAGAAACCAUCACCUAAUUAUUAUUCAAAAAAAAAGAAAAAAAAAUAUUAUAUAUAAAUGGCUACUUUUGGUGGAAAGAAAAUUUUUAUCGGGGGCAGUAAUAAUGGUGGCACUGCCCCCGAUAAUAAUAAUUAUUCAGGCCGUCAUCCCGUUUAUCGAGGUAUAAGGAGAAGGAAAAGUAGUGGGAAAUGGGUGUCAGAAAUUCGCGAGCCAAAAUCCCCCAAUAGGAUUUGGCUCGGCACGUUUCCCACUGCCGAAAUGGCGGCAGUGGCAUAUGACGUGGCGGCUAUCGCGCUGAAAGGUCGUGACGCGGAUCUCAACUUCCCGAAUUCGGCUGCCUCCUUGCCUGUUCCUGCCACGACCUCUGCUCGUGACAUACAGACAGCUGCAGCCGCGGCGGCUGCAGCUGUUGGGGCAGCGACUGACGCUUUGUUAGCCGCGACCGCACGUAAAGAAGCAGUUAAUGAAAAGGGUAAAAUGGAGAACAUGGAGAAUGAGAGUAAUUAUUAUGAGUUUAUGGAUGAGGAUUUAAUAUUUGAUAUGCCAAAUGUUCUUAUUAAUAUGGCUGAAGGAAUGUUACUUAGUCCACCAAGGUUCAAUAUGCAUGAUGAUGAUCAUAAUACUAUUGCCUACCAAAACUUGUGGAAUUAUACCUAAUAUAAUUUGCUAUAUCUACAAGCAACAAUGAAGCAAAAAGAAAAAAAAAAAAAGAAGUUUAAAAUAAUGUUGACCAUAAAUAAGUUGCAUAUGUAAAUUAUAAUACGAGUGUGUUUGCAUGUUGUUCUUUACUUUUUUUUUUUUAUUUCCGUCUGGUGUUUGGUAUUCGUAUUGAAGCUCGACUAAAUUUGGAUUCACGCGUUGAUGGGCCCAUUUCUAGGGGCAACAUUUUCAACAGGAUUGUUUCCAUUAUGAAGGCUCGAAACUGAGAUCUUUAGUUAACGAUGGAGGGAUCCCAACCAUCGCACCUCAACUCAGGUUGUUCUUUUAUUGUUUGUAAAGGGUUUUGAUUAUGUUUUUUUUUUUUUAAUAAGAAGUACUGCAUUAUAUAUCAUUGAAAUUUUAGUUCAAAGGAAGCAAUUACUU
This is a messenger RNA of Capsicum annuum, 1273 nucleotides long. RefSeq names its product ethylene-responsive transcription factor ERF024-like. Lineage: Eukaryota; Viridiplantae; Streptophyta; Magnoliopsida; Solanales; Solanaceae. The record is from RefSeq and is a predicted model, not a curated record. Bases 248 to 847 code for a protein of 199 amino acids. Gene Ontology annotation, molecular function: DNA binding; DNA-binding transcription factor activity. Gene Ontology annotation, biological process: regulation of DNA-templated transcription. The transcript has a single exon.